Molecule: messenger RNA, 2599 nt
Organism: Mangifera indica (mango)
Lineage: Eukaryota; Viridiplantae; Streptophyta; Magnoliopsida; Sapindales; Anacardiaceae
Product: L-type lectin-domain containing receptor kinase S.6-like
Exons: 1
Coding region: 353-2413 (686 amino acids)
Biological process (GO): protein phosphorylation
Cellular component (GO): plasma membrane
Molecular function (GO): protein kinase activity; carbohydrate binding; ATP binding
Source: RefSeq, a predicted model, not a curated record
AUCCUUUUCUUAAUCAAAUUUUCUCCUUCUGCCCAAAAAAAAAAAAAAAUUCUGCUGCUAAAUUGUGGACUCAUAAGAUGAUCAGGAGAUAAUGAAAUAAAUAAGAAAUAAGUUUUCAGAAACAAAAUGAUUAGAGAAUGCAGAGAGGGUCUGGUUUAACUAACUGGGUUUCUCAACUUUCACUCCGUCAAGAACCUCUGUUUCUCUAGGUUUUAUUCUUGCAAACAGUUAAACGCCCUCGUUUCAUUAACAUGUUUUCAAUCCAAGAUCAAACGAACAAAACAGGCCGAGUUUUCUUUCAGUUUCUUUCCAUUCAUUUCUCUUAAACCUCUGUUUCUAACAACACAUCGCAAUGCACACUUCUCUUUUGUUUCUCUUCUGGGCUACUUUCUUUAUCAAGAUCUUCACUUUCACUUCAUUGCCUGCCAAUAAUAUCACUCUCUAUGGUGAUGCCUAUUUCAGAGACAAUGCCAUUAGCCUCACUCAAGAACUAACUUGCCUCUCUUCAUCAUCAUCCUCUUCUUCUUCUCCUUCUUCUUCUCCAUCUUCUUCAUCUUCUGGCAUUGGAAGGGCUCUCUAUCUAUACCCUAUUCGUUUUCUUGAUUCCACAACUAACACCACAGCUUCUUUUUCUUGUAAAUUCUCCUUCUCUAUAAUCCCCUCUCCCUUGUGUCCCUUUGGAGAUGGUUUUGCUUUCUUGGUUACCUCCAGUGCCGAUUCUUUUACUCGUUCUAAGGGCUACAUUGGCCUUCCCGGACCCCAAGAUUCUUUCUUUGCUGUGGAAUUUGAUACCAGUUUUGACCCUUCACUUGGGGAUAUCAACGGUAACCAUAUUGGUAUCGAUGUUAAAACGGCUAUUUCUUUUGCUUCUGUUGAUACUUCUUCAAGAGGGAUUGAUCUUAAAAGUGGGAAUCAGAUUACAGCUUGGAUUGAGUACAAAGAUGCAUUGAAAUUGAUUAGGGUGUGGGCUGGUUACUCUCAGAUUAGGCCUCCAAGUCCACUUCUUGUUGUUCAGAUGGACCUCUCCGAGCAGUUCAAAGAGUAUAUGCAUGUUGGUUUCUCUGCUGGCAACGGGCAAGGCUCAGCUUUGCACAUAAUUGAGCGUUGGCGGUUCAAGACUUUCGCUUCUUAUGCUUCUGUGAAUCCCAUAGAUAUGGUUGAAGAUGGGGAGUGUUUCAUGUGCUAUCCUGGAGAUUCAAAUUAUGAUAGCAGUAGUGUUAAUGUUCACAAAAGAGAAGCAAAUGCAAGGGACAUGGCACUUGAGCUUGGAGGAUUAGCAGCAUUUGGCUUUUCCAUAAUCGCUGUUGUUGGUGUCAUCAGUUUCUUUUUUAUAAGGAAGAAAAAGCAAAAUGGUAGAGGUAAACAAACACACGCUUUAAAUGCAGAACCAAAUAAUGUUCCCAAACAAUUGUCACUUGCUGAGAUAAGAUCAGCAACAAUGGGGUUUCAUCGGAACAGAAUCGUUGGCGAAGGAGCUUCAGCAACUGUGUAUAAAGGGUCUCUCAGCUCCGGUGGAGCAGUGGCAGUUAAGAGAUUUGAAAGGGCUAAUUUGAUCGACUGCACACGCAAUCCUUUCACUACUGAAUUUGCAACAAUGGUGGGGUGCUUGAGGCAUAAAAACUUAGUUCAGCUUCAAGGAUGGUGUUGUGAAGGAGCUGAAUUAGUCCUGGUUUAUGAAUACUUGCCCAAUGGAAGCCUUGACAGCAUCCUUCACACUAAUACCCAUUCUACAACUUUGCUGCCAUGGGAGAAAAGGCUAAAAAUCAUUCUUGGGGUUGCUUCUGCUCUUUCUUAUCUUCAUGAAGAGUGUGAGAGACAGAUAAUUCAUAGAGAUGUAAAGUCCUGCAACAUAAUGCUAGAUGCAGACUUCAAUGCCAAGCUUGGCGAUUUCGGUUUAGCAGAAGUCUAUGAACACAGUUGCAUUACAAGAGAAGCUACAAUCCCAGCUGGUACAAUGGGAUAUCUUGCCCCUGAAUAUGUUUAUUCCGGUGUUCCAUCAGAGAAAACUGAUGUUUACAGCUUUGGAGUAGUGGUUUUAGAGGUUGCCACAGGGAGAAGGCCUGUGGAUAAUGAAGGAUCACUGAUUGUUGAUUGGGUGUGGCGCCAGUGGGAGAAAGGGAAGUUGCUUGAGGCUGCUGAUUUGAGAUUGAGAGGGAAGUUUAACUCAUCAGAAAUGCAAGGAAUGCUCAUGGUGGGACUUGCUUGUGUGCAUCCAAACCAUGAGAAGAGGCCUACCGUGAAGGAGGUUGCAAGGAUUAUCCGAGGGGAGGCGCCGCUUCCUCUUUUGCCAGUGAAAAAACCAGCUGUGAACAUCGGUUCUAUUUUGUCAGAGACUUUGAUGGAUUUUGGUGGAGAUCAGAGUCCUAGUAUGGAUGAUUCACAAUGGUUGACGCCCAGGAGUCGUUUCUAUUGACCCCAAGUGUUAUAUUGUAUGAUUCUUAUUGCAGUUUAUUUUAGAGGUUUUUCUUAAAGUUUUUGAUGGGAUACCUUGGUGUGACAUUGCUUUGGAUCUUGAAGUAGUGUGAUUGCAUUACAUUUGAAACAUUGUCACAAUGUCCAUUGUGCUUUAUAUGAUAUGAUUACAGUCAAAGUUCAAAGA